Messenger RNA from Darwinula stevensoni, 1324 nucleotides. Lineage: Eukaryota; Metazoa; Arthropoda; Ostracoda; Podocopida; Darwinulidae. The record is from the annotation of a GenBank genome assembly.
GAUAGAAUUUACUCACAACAUUCAUAGAGCAUGUUAAUUAACUAGGAAAAGGUAACUAAAUCCAUUCCUAAAUGUUGCGAAAGAUGAGUUGCUUCACUCGUGCAGCUGAACGGGACAAGCGAUGGCAAAUACUUGGUCGGCACCGGCAGAAAUGGGCCAGAAGACUUCGCUGACAUCAAGCUCUUUCAAGGGUUUCCAUAUAUCGAGAAGUUACCAUGGGGGACAGACGAGUGCAACAUGAUUAAUGGCACUAGCGGCAUGGUAUUUCCUCCCUUCAUAGACGAAAGCUCCGUCUUAUUCAUCUUCAGUGCGGAAUUGUGCAGGUCGGUGUACUUAACGUACGAGCAGGACGUGGAAUUCCUGGGGGUACCAGGACUUCGAUUCAUCGUCGAUCUUGACGUUCUCGAAGACCCAACAAUUAACCUGGCCAAUAAGUGCUUUUGUUUAUCGGAUGGAACAUGCUUGAAAGCCGGAGUUUUGGACGUCUCCGCAUGUCUCGGUGUGCCAGUGGUGAUGUCCGCGCCGCACUUCUACUCGGGCUCGGAAGAAUACUACAACACAUCGGUGAUUGAGGGAAUGGCACCGGAUGAAAACAAUCACCAGACUUUCAUCGACAUCGAGCCGUUGACCGGGAUUAUCUUGAAUGCCGCCAAGAAACUCCAAGUGAACCUCAAUUUGAAACCGAUCGACAAUUACCCAAGUUUCCAGAAUGUGUCACAGAUGAUUUUCCCGAUAUUCUGGGUCAAUGAGAGCGCAUCCCUGAGCCAGGAGUUGGCCGACGACCUCUACAACAAGGUGAUCAUGCCUCAAAGAGCAGUCGCAAUCGGAUCGUGGGUUGCCGUCGGCGUCGGACUCUUCACUCUAUUGGUGGUUGGAGCCGUCGCCCUACGAGAAUACCGGAGGAAGGGAUUCCGUCCCUUCUAGGGAGAAGAGUCAAUCUGCCAGAGUUGCUCGUUGCGUCAGCGCAAAGUUACCACAUGGUGAAUUGUACAAAAAAAAUAUAUCGAGAAAUUUAUAAUGAUUACGCAUCCGUACAAACUGCGCAAAGAAAUUCGGGUGAAAUUGCUGCCAUUUUCAGUUAACUGUUAACUUCACAAGCAUAAAUACUGUUUGUUUUUCUUCCGACGUGGUUCCCGGCACACGAUGGGUGAGGACGAGUGGAGUGACACAAGCAAUGUGGGAUCAUCCGGGGAGUCCAUUUAUGAUCGUCAUUGUGAUGUUCGCAUACGUGUUGUAUGCUUUUAGUGCUGUGAUAACAUCUAUGACUGUUUUUCGCCGUAGACGGUCAAUGUUGUUAAUAAAUAAAUAAAUAUCGUAACACCAA